Messenger RNA from Rhinichthys klamathensis goyatoka, 8746 nucleotides. It is a transcript of the gene kdm6ba, whose product is annotated as lysine (K)-specific demethylase 6B, a. The coding region runs from base 742 to 6759 and encodes 2005 amino acids. NCBI's taxonomy places the organism in Eukaryota, Metazoa, Chordata, Actinopteri, Cypriniformes, Leuciscidae. Gene Ontology annotation, molecular function: RNA polymerase II cis-regulatory region sequence-specific DNA binding; histone H3K27me2/H3K27me3 demethylase activity; chromatin DNA binding. Gene Ontology annotation, biological process: regulation of gene expression; heart development. The record is from RefSeq and is a predicted model, not a curated record. The transcript has 26 exons. Gene Ontology annotation, cellular component: MLL3/4 complex.
AAUUCUUGGAAGAAGAGAACAAGAGAGCAGAGAAACUGGAACAGAAGAAUAGUUCUGAGUGAGGGUGGCCUCCGUGUAAAGCUGCAUUCACUCUGCCGUCCUCUUCUGAAAGAGCCAGACUUGCUGGGACUGUAAGGAGCUCUUUAUUCAGCCACAGGGUUUACGGUUUCACCAUGGCUGAGGUUUGGCUGGCCGACGUGAGCGUCAGUCUGGAUGAGUCUCACAGAUCCAAUGAAACUCUCAGUGCCAUUUACCUGCCAAUGGGAGAGGACGAUCCAGACACACUUCAUGUGGACCAAUGGGGUGGCUGGAUUCAUCUGUGGCGGAGAGGUCAGAGACUCACUCUCUGCACUGGAAAGAAAAAUGAGAUGGCAGGAGAGAGACGGAGAGAAUGCGACAGGAAGAGGAAGAGGAAGAGUAGAGAGAGACGAGGUCCACAGAAGAAAGAGAAACAUUCGGGUUUGGAACGACAUAGGGAUCCCGUCUAACUUUUGGAAGCGCUAGUGGAGACGCAAGCUGAACGAGUUUUACUACUAAAGUGAUCAACGACCACAGAGUCGGCAGAGAUGAUCGAGUGUUGGUGCUAAACCCUAACUCUUCAGACUUUUGAGAAGUGGUGCUAGAUGCUUAUUUGACAGUUGGCAGGGGUAGCAGUAAACAGCUUCUCCUUCGUGUUGGUGAGUGGCCCUCUCUGUUUUGCAGUGGAGGGCUUCAAACUCACAGCUAGUGUGUCUAGGCUGGAUGCAUCACACACCAGAACAGUUCACCGGGUGCAGCACACGGGACCCUUUUCCUCUGGACGGACUCAACCGGGGACCAUGGACUCCCGUGGGCAGCCGCGCCUGGCCACCUCCCUCCAGGUGCUUACCUGGUGUCAGUCAGCACCAGUUCCUCUCACAUAUGCCACCAAGUCACAUGACUGGCCUAAACCAGCCUAGUAAAUUUUUAAACAAUGGUCCUUUACAUCGAGGGGAUAAGCAAGACCUGUCUCAGGCUUUGUUGCCAGGAUUACAAAGGAUGCCCCCUGCUCCUCCAAGACCUUGGGAACCAACCAGAACUGGCCAGGGUUAUGAGCCAUUGCCUGGUGAAAACCACAACCGACUACACAAUGGCUACAAUGCAGGGCCUCCUUCACACCUCACAGCUCGAGCCAAUCAGCUACUGAAGUAUGGUGCUCCUCAACCUCAGUUCACAGCCCAUGGCUCACGGCCCAUGCCUCCAUUACCUGAUAUAUGGACUCAAGCCCAGACUCAGCAGCAACCCAGAGGACCUCACUCUCAUUCUGGACAGUUAAAACGGCCUGGGCAACCUCUGGGAGAGCACUCUGUCAUUCAGCAUACCCCUGCUCCAUCUUUACACCGACCCAUGGAGGACUGCCCCGGUCCAAGCAAGAGAAAGAAGAGCUCUGGGUCUGAGCAGGCUCCUCAUUCAGCCAUGGAGCGUAUACCUGGGCAACCUGUACAUUUGAAUCAGCAGCCAUCCUCUCACUACCCCUCUCCCAAACCUGGAUUUUGGAGCCCACUGCACAAAGGAGGAGCACUCUGGAAUCCAAAUGAACGCAAAAGCGGGCAGAUCGAUUUCCAGGAUUCAGCCAAACCAGGAAUUGGAAGUUUCCCAUAUAAACCGCCUUCCUUGAAUCCAUCAACCAUGUCUUCACCCAUCAUUCCCCCCACAAGAGGUUACGGACAAAGCAGGGGUCCUCUACUACCACAGUCCCACAAGACCGGUCCAUCAUCACAAUCUCUGGGGCCACCUUCACAGAGUCCUCACACCCACCAUUCAACAUACCCCUACCCCAACAACAGACCUUCAGCUCUAACCCAAGGGCAACCACAGGGUACUACUACACAAAGAGGACGUGAUUCUGUAUUGAAUUCUUUGGAUAGACAUCCUCCUCCACCACCUACAUCCUCAUCAUCACUGCGGGCAGAUAGGGAGCGCCCUGCACCCUCACCAGCAAACCACACCACUGUGCCUUACAGUCACUCCCAGUUCCAGCCUCACCCAGGGCUGAUCCAUUCCACCAGCCCAUCAGCCAGCAACCAGGCCCAGGCCACAGUACCUCAGCACAACCCCAACAAACCCUGGAAGAACCAGGAGUCACGUGACAUUUCAGCAACAGGGGAUUCUCAGGUUGUCGCACGCCUUUCUCAGGCACAGAAUAAGGUUGUUGGGGGCGACCAGGGUCCAGGGACGCCCAAACGUGUGAGUCCUUCUCAGGCCCCUGUUCGAAAACCUGUCAUUACCCCAAACCUGGAAACUCCUCGUCCACCUUGCUCCCUGGGACUAUACACCAAUGUUGGAGACAUCCCUACAAUGAGCUCUGCACCCCCUACCACCACCUCCAUCCCCAGCACCCUAAGCAGUUGGAGAGGAACUGAUUCUUCAGUGCUAAUCUCAAACCCAAACCAUGUAUCCAUGAUUGGUAAAAAUCUGCCACAUCCAGGGUAUCAGGGUGUCCACCCUGGUGUUGGAACCCUUCCACACCCAUAUAGAGGGGCACAAUCUCAGAUUCAGCAGUCCACUCUUCCUCACACAGGACAAGGUAGACCUAACUACACCCCAGUGUCCUCUACUUUCUCCACCCUAAACUCAGGGCUUCAGAGAUCAGGGGAGAGCGUCAUCACCAGCAAGACCUCUAACACUCUCCAACGAGCCGUCAUUUCACCUUUGCAUCACCCUCAACCUCCAGCACACAUAAAAGUCAGUUCAGCCCUCCAGCCAAUAUCCAACAGUUCAUGUAACUUAGUGCCCAUUCAAGCUUCCCCCUCAAUUUCUCAGGCAACUACUACUGUUCCAGCCCCAGUCUACCUAAGGUCCUGUUUGCAAACUGCUGCCUCAAGCUCUCAAUCCACUGCUGAUGCUUUAAAUAAACUUGAUGCAGAGUUGCAGGGCCACAUGCAAGCAGAAGAGAGAAUGAGAGAGCAGGAGGAAAAGAGGAAACGGAAUGUAGAGCGACAAGAAGUGGAGACAAAGCCACACGGUGAGUCCGCAAUCAAGAGUCUGGAGCGUUUGCUGUCAGGUAGUGCAGCUGAGCCUCUACCUCCUCGUUUGUCUCCAGCCAAUGCACCCUCUUCCAUCUCACCUCCUAGCCAGAAUUCACCACCUUAUCCCUGGUUGAGUCGAGGAGGAGUGCCCCAACGUCCUUCUGGAACUGCAACAACCAUUAAUGAACGACCACGACCACCCCCUCUCACCCCACAGACUGAAUAUGCCCGUGAGAAGCAAAGGCAGAGAGAGAAAUGGAAGAGUGGGGCACCAUCUCAGAAUCCCCCAGGGAUUCCCACAUACCCCUCAGAGUCAGGUCUCAUCAGCCCCUCCCACAACCACGCAAUGCAAUUAAAACCUGACCCCUCCAAAGAUAUCACCAUGUUAAAAACCUCUCAUAUCCCUGGGAUUUUGGAUGCUAUUCCCAACCCCCCGCCCCUGCGAGAGCCACCCAAACUUUACCAGGCUUUCCCCAAGGAUGUUCGCUCUUCAUGCACACAAAUCCGCACGACCGCAAAUAGCCUGCAAAAACAUAUGCCCAGUACAGGACUUGGUAGUCUGGGUAGCAGUGCUAGUAGUUGCAGUGGUGACUCUGAUGGUGCCCAAUUUGAGGAGGAAACUUCUGAGCUCUUGCCUGAUGGAUUGGCUAACAUUAUGAAGAUGUUGGAUGAGUCCAUCAAGAAAGAGGAGGAGUUGUAUUCUGGUCAGAGAGGAGAACAGGCAGUACCGGAACCUCAGUUUUCUGCUAAUGUGGCACAGAUGAAGAGUUAUUUAUGCGCACCGGACCUCGUGCCUGCCCUAAAGCAAUCUCCAACUGAGGAUUAUCAACCAGUGAGUCAUGCAAGCCCACCUGUGUUAAGUCGGCAAGGUUCCUUGGCAUCGCCUUGCAGUCGCACUUCUUCACUUGAGGAAGAAGAGGAGGUUCUAAAGGUCAUUCCCAAGUCUGCCAAUUCCAUUAGCAUGGAGUCGCGAGGAAGCAUUCUUGCCACAACAGGAACCAACUAUCGUCAUAGUGACUUGGCCAAGCUGUAUGGCCUUUCGGAGUUAGAGAAAAGUGAGUGCGAGGAUGAUGAAGAUGAUGCUGAACGGGAAGAUGAAACGCCAUCCUGUUCACCACCUCAGCGGCCACAUCUCCACCAGACAGGUGUGAACAGCAUGUUUAAAAACCUUGCAUCUGUGCUUGAGAGCCAGAAAUACACCUACCGGGGUGGACCCUUUGGUCGUCCUCCUCCCUCUGCUUUUGUGGGAGUUAAGUACUCCUCGUCUCUUUCUCUGGGGCCUGACAUUUGCAGGCAACAACAAAGCACUUCUCCCACAUCAGGUACAACCAAUCACCCAGGUUUUAGCAGUCCGACGCAAACCCCUGCCAUUAGUAACUCAGGUGAGUCCUGUCCCCUCUCGCCUACAGCUUGGGCGUCCGAGAGAAAGAGAGGGGAUAAAAUAAGCCAGUCAGAUCUUUUGGGCAAUGAUGAUGAGGAAGAGAUUUCAGAAGAACCCACAGGAGAGAAGGAUUCUGGAACUGUGAAAGACUUGUUGGAAAGACGACCAAAACUGACCACCAUCUCAGAGUCUUCGCUAGCAGAGCUUGGUCAUAGCUAUGAGUUGAACAAACACAUUCUCCCUUAUAAAGGCCACUCAAAGGCAGAGUCACAGGAGAUAUGCAAACCUGUUAAAGAAAAGGACAGACACAGAGAAAGAGAACGAGAGAGGAAACACAAACACAGUAGCAGUAAAAAACAUGAGGACAGGAAAGAGAGAAAGAAAAAGCACAGAGAAAGAUACGACGAUGCGUCUCUUUCCUCAUCCUCAUCUUCAAGCUUCAGUCGACGGCACAGGGACGGAAAGUCACACAAGGAAAAGAAGAGCAGGCAGGUGCUGGGUAACCUGGACAUUCAAAGUAAGGAGUUUAGGGAGAAGGAACAAGAGCGUGAUGGAGACAAGAAGAGAAGGAAAGAGGAAUGUAACCAAUCUCAGAGCGAAGGGGAAGAGUGGGCACAAAGUAGAGACAAAGACAGCAGCUCAGGACGUUCCUCUGAUCUCCCAUCAGCUUCAUCAGCAUUUUGUUCGGAUGACUUUCAGAAACUAAAGGCACUGACAGAUGGACCACCCAAAGAACUGAAGAUACGCCUCAUAAAAGUGGAGAGUGGGGACAGGGAGACAUUUAUUGCUUCAGAGGUGGAGGAGAAGAGGAUUCCUCUAGAGCAAAUCACCAUAAAGAACACCGCUAGUGAAAUCAUCAGAGCUUGCAAGGGAGCUCGUAUGAAGGAGAAAUUUAAGGAAUCAUACCUCCUACCUGCCUUCUCUGUUAAACCAAUUUUGCCCCUAGAGAUGCCCAUCCCUCGAGAGAAACUCAACCCCCCCACACCUAGUAUCUAUUUGGAAAGUAAAAGAGAUGCAUUCUCUCCAGUCCUGCUGCAGUUCUGCACAGAUUCUAAAAACCCAGUUACUGUCAUCCGGGGACUAGCUGGCUCCCUUAGAUUAAAUCUUGGUCUGUUUUCAACUAAGUCUUUGGUGGAGGCAAACUCGGAGCAUGCAGUAGAAGUUCGGACCCAGGUUCAACAGCCAGCGGAUGAGAACUGGGAUUCCACUGGCACUGGCCAGACCUGGCCCUGCGAGAGCAGCAGGUCACACACAACGAUUGCCAAGUAUGCCCAGUACCAGGCCUCCAGCUUCCAAGAGAGCUUACAGGAAGAAAAGGGCAGUGAUUUUGAGGAGGAGGAAGAUGACAAAUCGGCCUCUAACUCUGAGAAUUUGACCAGUAACUCCUCAGCUCCCGGCUCCAGUUCAGAGCAGAAAUCUGUGGGGAAGAUAAUAAAAUUUGGCACCAAUAUUGACCUGUCCGAUGCCAAAAGAUGGAAGCCUCAGCUGCAAGAACUGCAGAAGUUGCCGGCGUUUAUGCGCGUUUCUUCCAGUGGGAAUAUGCUGAGCCAUGUUGGCCACACCAUUUUGGGAAUGAAUACAGUACAACUCUACAUGAAGGUCCCUGGCUGCCGCACACCAGGACACCAGGAGAACAAUAACUUUUGUUCCGUAAAUAUCAAUAUUGGGCCUGGAGACUGUGAGUGGUUUUCUGUCCAUGACGACUACUGGGAGGCCAUCAGUGAUUUCUGUGAAAAGCAUGGAGUGGACUACCUGACAGGAUCAUGGUGGCCGGUUCUGGAUGACUUGUACCGCUCUAAUAUCCCUGUGUACCGGUUCAUCCAAAGGCCAGGAGAUCUGGUAUGGAUCAACGCAGGCACUGUACACUGGGUUCAAGCCGUAGGCUGGUGCAACAACAUUGCUUGGAAUGUGGGGCCUGUCAACUCAUAUCAGUACCAGUUGGCUUUAGAGAGAUUUGAGUGGAACGAAGUGAAGAAAGUGAAAUCCAUCGUUCCCAUGAUUCACGUGUCCUGGAACGUGGCACGCAACGUCAAAGUCAGCGAUCCAGACACUUACAAGAUGAUCAAACACUGUCUCCUUCAGUCUAUUAAGCACAUUCAGAUCCUGAGGGACCAGCUGGUGGCAUCAGGAAAGAAGAUCUCCUACCAGAGCAGAGUGAAGGAUGAGCCGGCCUACUACUGUAACGAGUGUGAUCAGGUGGAGGUGUUUAAUCUGCUGUUUGUGACCAGCGAGAACGGCAGUCGGAAGACGUAUGUGGUGCACUGUGAGGACUGUGCACGACAACGAAGCCCAAACCUCUCCAAUGUAGUGGUGCUGGAGCAAUACCGCAUGGAGGAGCUGAUGAACGUGUACGACUCAUUCACCCUGGCCAUCAGUCCCAGCUCCCGAUGAGAACGUCUCAUCACUUUCCCUCACACAGCCAUAACCAAAACUCCUGCUCGCAGGACAAGAUCUUUUAUUUUAGUCCAAUUAAGACUUAAAACAUUUACAGUUGGGAAAAAAAAUUUACCUACUACUGUUAAUAUUUGUUGAACAGCCAAUCCAGAACCAGUUUACUCAGAAUUGUUUACAGAACCAAUCAGCCAAUAAGACUCCAGUUUGCUCCUGUCGGUCUUUGUGUAUCAACCUCUGAAUGGCUCUGCGGGACGUCCGAUGAACCGCAGUUUGGUGCUGUCACGGCUUACAACAGCGGAUUUGACAAGAUCCUGUCAGUUUAGGUUUUUGUUCUUAGUUUUCUUUCAUGUUGCUUUUUUGUUUGUUUUUUGUCUUGAAUACUGAAAUGUCUAACUGCUCUUUGUACUUUUCGUGGGUGCUUAUUUUUCUCCAAUAAUUUAUUAUUUUUAAACCUAGAACAGCCUAGAUAUAUACCACAUUGGCCUUGUGACUUGUAUUUAGUGAAGAGAUAAAAAUUAAUAAUACUAAUAAUAGAGCUAUGGACAUUUUUCUAAAGCAUUAAGAAUUAAAAAGAAAUAGUUGUUCAGAAUGCUUCAAAACAUACGGGUUUUAAAAUACUUUUUCAGUUUUAGUAUGGAACGUUGUGUUUAUAUCAUCAGGACAAGCAUUUAAGGAUUGCAUUUUUAAUCAAUCUCUUUUCCUGCAUUUUAUGGUUAUUCUUGUUCAGUUUCAUCUGUUUUGGUCAGUGAAUUGUUUCUCUCCUCUAUACAGAUCUAUUCUCUUUGGGUUUUCUUUUUUUUUAUUGUAAAUUUUUUUUAUUUAAAAUGUUCUUCUAUUUAUUGGAUAUAAAAUGCUCUCCCUGCCUCAACAUGGUUAUCAUAGAUGUAUUAAGGGUUUCUAUUGUUAUUCUAAGUCCUCUGUAAUAUUUUAAGGGUGCUGAUUUUCUUUAUUUUUUUUAAUCUUGGUGCUUACCCCUUUAAAUGUCUUUCCUGUUUAUAUGAAUUAAAUCUCUCAUAACUGACUCCUUGUCCUUUUAGAUUGUAGAGCACAGAGGGUAGGAUUUGACUAAUCAGAAGUUGUCUGUUAUUCACAAAUGUUUUUACAACACGUUUUUUUCCCACCUAAGUUUGCAACAACAUGACUUAAAUGUGAUCACUCUUAUAUAUUUGAACACCUGCUCACUAUCCAGUUUAAAUGUUUAUUUAAAAAAUAAAAAAAAAGAUUAAAUCCAGGGGCCAUGUUCAUAUGAGUUCUCAGAUUAGACCUGUGCUCGCUGAAUCUUUUUGCUUGUUUUUGUACUAAGAUGGUGACUUGGACUGAUGUCAGUAAUCCUGAGCCUAGAUUAGCAGCUACUUUGUGAUGAAUUCCGGUGAUUCACGAAUUUGGGCUAAGAACAGUUUCUGAUACCUAUCUUACACAUUUAGUGGUGCUUCUGUCCUGUUGUAAAUGCUAUUCAUUUGAGGACACGUUUGCCACGCUGACUACAGCAGGCAUAACUUUCAAUAUACAUGCUAUACAGUUAUUGGCUGCAGUGGGUUUUCAUACGCCUGAACUAAUGCUUAUAUGGAGAAAAAUCACAUUGAACUGUAAAUUGUGGCAUUUUACUGGAACGAGUAACAGUGUGAAAGGGGAUUUAACGCAUUGUUUUAAAAUAUAUACUGUAAUUUUUUACAGCUUUAGAGGCGUUAGUGUGAAAUGAUUCAUGUAUUAUCAGGAAAAUGGUUUUGAUUAUGAAAUAGAUGGUGCUGAGUUCUUCUUGAGCUACUCUCAAUUUUUUUAAGAAAUAUUUUUCCUGUUGCAAUAUACACACUUUCCUUUUUUUUUUUCCUCAUUAUUAUUUUAUUUUUGUGGUUAUUUAAAAUCUGCACUGUUUUGGAAUUCACACACGAAGCGAACUGAGCCAGACAUGUCUUAAACACUUUGUGAAUUCGUGUGUCAUUGAUAUGAUUACUCUGAAUAAUAUUAAAUGCUUUUGAUAAACUUU